Paramecium pentaurelia is the source of this 565-nucleotide messenger RNA. The record is from the annotation of a GenBank genome assembly. NCBI's taxonomy places the organism in Eukaryota, Ciliophora, Oligohymenophorea, Peniculida, Parameciidae.
UAUGUUCAAGAAACUAGAGGAUCUUUCCAAACCAACAUUGCUAUCUAAAACUGGAGUUAAGGAAUUAAAGCAAUCAUUCAAUGAAUAAUAUCCUUUUUUCAAAGAAGUUGAGGAUGAAAUAUUUCCUAAGAAAUCCAAUAUCUAAUCAUUUAAAUUAAGGAGUGAAUAUAAAGUUGAAAUAGUCUAAGUUGAUAAAGAUUAUAUUUGUUUCACAAAAGAAGAUUUAGUCAUUCCACAUUUGAAAUUAGUCCAUAAAUUUCCAGAUCUAAUUAUAAAAUAAUAAGUUGAUGCAGGAGCAAUUAAACAUAUUUUAAGUGGUUCAGAUGUUUUAGCUCCAGGGCUGAUUUCUUAAGGAGGAUAACUAAAUUAAGUAUGUUAUUAAAUAUAAAUUUAGGCAUAAAAAGGAUAGGUUGUAGCUAUAUAUGGAGAAGGAAAAGAAAAUGCUAUGGGAAUAGGUAUUAUGAAUGCAAGUUCUGAUGAAAUAAAAAAAGAUCCAAAAGGUCAUGCAAUUUAAUUGUUACAUCAUUUAGGGGAUGCCUUGUGGUAAUUAAGUUUCAAAUGAGUU